CGUCUUGCUCACCCUGAGCCGCCCGAGCGGGGCGUGGGGGAAGGUGGACCCCGUUCUCCGGUUCCAGCCCCGUGGCUCCCCCGCCUCCCUCUCCGGACCGGAGCGGAGCCGGAGCCGAGGAGCGGCGGGUCCCUCAGAGCCCGAGAGCCCACAGCGCUUGCUGAUCCCGGACUGGCCGGAGAGGAUCCAGGAGCCUCCCGUUGGGGGAAUUUUCCCGGAUUGUCUGGUGACGCUUGGGUGUCCCAUCCCUGGAACUUUGGCUCUCCUCGGUGGCAUGGAAGUUCCCUGUGAUCUGAGGCUUGUUAAAAAAUACAUAUAUGUGUGAUCAAAUAAAAUUAUAUUUCCUCCUCUUCCCAAGCAGCAGAUUUUUAUGACGGCUCCUCCUUCAUGUCAGAGACACUUGCGUGGCUUCUUUGGGUUAUAAAGUUUUGAUGCCAGAUCUCCGCAGCGCGUGCCCAACUGAAUCUUAAAGUAGCAGCUGGAAGAGGGAAGCGGAGAAAAGGAGAGCGAGAGAGAGAGAGAAAGAGAGAGAGAGUGUGAGAGAGAGCAAUCGUGACCUUCGCUGCCGCACUUUCCUUCUCUCGCCCUUCCCCUCCAGCUCCUCCUUGCCGGAGGGACCCCGCGGGAAACCUCCGGCCGGUGGAUGCCGCUGGGGGAACUCGGCUGUCCGUCGAGCAGGAAGCUGAGGCUGGAUUCUGGGGAGAAGCUGUAGAGUCCGAGGAGCCUGGGCUCCCCCCCGCGUCGGCCAUCCCUGUGGGCCCUCCGUUGCCACCCCUCGUCCUCCUCCCUCACCCGCCCCCUUCCCGUGCCCGGCUCGGGGCAGCGCCGGCCGACGAGGAUGGGGGUCGGCGGACGCUUGGUCCUGCCCUGGAGGGGCCUCGUGGUCCUGUCUCUCAGGCUGCUCUUCCUUGUGCCCGCAGGAGUGCCCGUGCGCAGCGGAGAUGCCACCUUCCCCAAAGCCAUGGACAACGUGACCGUGCGACAAGGGGAGAGCGCCACCCUCAGGUGCACCGUGGAUGACCGGGUGACACGGGUGGCCUGGUUGAACCGCAGCACCAUCCUUUAUGCCGGGAAUGACAAGUGGUCCAUAGAUCCCCGCGUUGUCAUCCUCUCAAACACCAAAACCCAGUACAGCAUCCUGAUCCGCAAUGUGGACGUCUACGAUGAGGGGCCAUACACCUGCUCCGUGCAGACAGACAAUCACCCCAAAACCUCGCGAGUCCACCUCAUCGUGCAAGUUCCCCCACAGAUUAUGAACAUCUCCUCAGACAUCACAGUGAACGAGGGGAGCAGCGUGACCCUGCUGUGUCUCGCCAUUGGCAGGCCAGAGCCAACGGUCACCUGGAGACACCUGUCCGUCAAAGGGCGGGGCUUCGUGAGUGAGGACGAAUACCUGGAGAUCUCCGGCAUCACCAGGGAGCAGUCCGGGGAGUAUGAAUGCAGUGCCUUGAAUGACGUCGCAGCUCCAGACGUGCGGCGAGUCAAAAUCACCGUGAACUACCCUCCUUACAUCUCCAAUGCCAAGAACACCGGAGUCUCACUUGGCCAGAAGGGGAUCCUAAGCUGUGAAGCCUCCGCCGUCCCCCUGGCUGAAUUUCAGUGGUUCAAAGAGGAGACAAGGUUAGGCACUGGCCUGGAUGGAGUGAGGAUUGAGAACAAAGGCCGUAUGUCCACGUUGACGUUCUUCAAUGUUUCAGAAAAGGAUUAUGGGAAUUACACCUGCGUCGCGACAAACAAGCUGGGAAACACCAAUGCCAGCAUCACCCUGUAUGGCCCCGGAGCCGUCAUUGAUGGGGUAAGCUCAGCCUCCAGAGUGCUGGCCUGUCUCUGGCUAUCAGGGACCCUCUUCGCUCACUUUCUCAUCAAGUUUUGAUAAGAACUCCUCGGGUUCUCAGAGCGACGCCUGGCUUCUCCAUACCACAGACUUUACUCUGCGCCGCGGAGGGCAAACCAGAUAUUUUUCAGCUUGAAUGAGUGGG
Tachyglossus aculeatus (Australian echidna) is the source of this 1979-nucleotide messenger RNA. RefSeq names its product opioid binding protein/cell adhesion molecule like (gene OPCML). Lineage: Eukaryota; Metazoa; Chordata; Mammalia; Monotremata; Tachyglossidae. The coding region runs from base 839 to 1873 and encodes 344 amino acids. Gene Ontology annotation, cellular component: neuron projection. The record is from RefSeq and is a predicted model, not a curated record. The transcript has 7 exons.